This is a messenger RNA of Phytophthora megakarya, 1284 nucleotides long. The record is from the annotation of a GenBank genome assembly. Lineage: Eukaryota; Oomycota; Peronosporomycetes; Peronosporales; Peronosporaceae.
AUGUCCUACACCAUUAUCAUACCAGCCUCCAAGGUGGGCAUCAGGGGAUCGGCCGUACCUACGAUCGGAUCCGGGACCAUUUUCACUGGAGAGGAUUGUACCGAAGUGUGCAAAGAUAUGUCGACUGGAAAAGGGCGACCCCGGAUCCAGGGCGAGUCGCCGGGUAAUCUUCAAGCGACUUAUCCAUUCCAGAUCAUCGCCAUGGACCACAUCCCCUCAUUGCCCAGGUCCUAUAAAGGUAAUACUGAGCUGUUGAUCUCCGAAGAUCUCUUCUCCGGAUAUGUGAUUGCCAAGGCGAGCGGAUCCAGCAUGGCCCAGACCGUGGCAGAAUCCUACGAGGAAUGUGUGUUCCGCCGCUUUGGUGCCAGCGAAGUGAUCCGCCAUGAUCGUGAACCCGGAUUUAUGUCCGAGUUCUUUCACGCGUUCAUCCUGGAUCAGCGUCAACGUGCAACGAUGGCGUAUAGACCCCAGGCGAACGGAUCCGCAGAAAGGAUGGUACAGACUACCACAAGGGCACUUAAGAUGUAUGUCCAAGAUCUGGAUCAGCGAGAUUGGGACGAGUAUGCGGAGCGACUUACCUUCGCGAUCAACACCGCUCGGGAUCGGAUCCGCGGAGAAACGCCGUUCUAUAUGGUUCACGGUUGGGAUCCGAGAUCCACACUGGAGGCGGUGAUCCCGAUGGGAAGUACAAGAAGACAGGAUCGGGAUCCAUGUCGAUAUAGGAUCCAGAGGCAAUACCAACAGGCUCGGGAGCAGGUGAAUCAGCGCUUACGGGAGGCGAUCUCAGAUCGGGCGGAUCAGCACAAUGACAUAGUGCACCCACAUCAGGUGGAGGUCGGAUCUCGAGUGUGGCUAUACUUGGAUCGGGUGCGAGAGGGAUAUGCUAAGAAGCUUGCGCAUCUGUGGCAUGGCCCCUUCCGCGUGGCCGAGAAGAUCGGCGAGUAUGCAGUGAAACUUGAGAUCGCCGGAUCCGCAUAUCAUAUCUUCCCCAUAGUACAUGUGGCGAAGAUCAAACCUGUCAGAGAAUUUCCGGAUCGGCCGGUACUGGAUCCAAGAUCACGAUCCGAACGAGUAUGGGGUCGAAAGGAUCUCGGAUAUGAGGACGGGCAGGAAAACAAGAUAUGGCGGAUCCUGCGUGAAUUCUUAGAACACUGGCGGGGGUACGGAUAUCCGACCUGGAUCGAUGAGGCAGAUCUCAACUGUGGAGCAACAUUCCACGAGUUCUUGCGGGAUCGCGCCAAUCAGAACCGGUUGGGCGUGAUGCAAUCUCACGAAGAGGCCUGA